AUGACAGAUUCUGUCACCGAUGUCGAUCAGAAUCCAGAUAAUGAUGAAACAAAACGUAUUAAAUUUGAACAUAAACGACAUCAACUAAUAAAGCCUAAUGGUUGUGGUAAACCGAGUGUUUAUCAUGGGCUUGUUGUUAUAUUUCUUGAAUUUUUUGCCUGGGGUCUUCUUACUAAUCCUAUCAUUUCAGUACUCAAUCAAACAUUUCCAUCUCAUACUUUUUUAAUGAAUGGUGUUAUUCAUGGAAUUAAAGGUUUAUUAACAUUUCUAAGUUCUCCAUUACUUGGUGCCUAUUCAGAUGUAUGGGGACGUAAAUUCUUUUUACUUCUUACUGUUUUCUUCACAUGUUGUCCAAUACCUUUAAUGAAAAUUAGUCCGAUGUGGUAUUUUGCAUUAAUAAGUAUUAGUGGUCUUUUUUCUGUAACAUUCAGUGUUGUCUAUGCAUAUGUUGCCGAUGUUACUGAUGAAAGUUCUCGAAGCACUGCUUAUGGUUUGGUAACAGCAACAUUUGCAGCAUCAUUAAUAACAAGUCCAGCUAUUGGUGCACAUUUAACAAGACUUUAUAGUGAAAAUUUUAUUAUUGCACUCAGUAUAAUAGUUACCAUAAUAGAUUUAUUAUUUAUCUAUUUUUGUGUACCUGAAUCAUUACCAGAACGAUUACGAACGAAUCAAAAAGUGUCAUGGAAUAAAAUUGAUCCAUUUGGUGCUCUUCGAAAUAUUACUCAUGAUCGUUUUAUUUAUCUUAUUUGUCUUAUUGUACUUUUAUCAUAUCUUCCUGAAGCUGGACAGUAUUCAUGUUUUUUUGUUUAUUUACGAUUAAUGCUUGGCUUUACAGAAGAUGAAGUAGCUUAUUUUAUUGCAUUCAUUGGAAUUCUUUCAUGUAUUGCUCAAACUCUUCUAUUGGCAUGUUUACAAAAAUAUUUUGGUGCAAAAGAGACUAUUAUGGUUGGAUUAUUUUUUCAAAUAGUUCAAUUAGCAGCAUUUGGAAUUGCUACUUCAAAUUGGGUAAUGUGGUUUGCUGGUGGUUUAGCUGCUCUAUCAUCAGUAACAUAUCCAUCAAUUAGUGCAUUUGUUUCUGUUUAUGCUAAAGAAAAUCAACAAGGUCUUGUUCAAGGUAUGGUGAAUGGUGUACGUGGCUUAUGUAAUGGUCUUGGUCCAGCUUUAUUUGGAUUUACUUUUUAUUUAUUUAAUGUUGAUUUAGGUUACACAGUACCAGUAUCUGGAACGAAACCAAAUUCAAAUUUAACAAUGUUUAAUACUAAUACAAAAUCUAUUUAUUUAUCGAUGUUCAGCCGUGAUAUACCUGGUCCACCAUUUCUUUUUGGUGCUUUUCUUGCAACUAUAGCAUUAAUGUUUUCUCUUCUAUUACCAAAUUCAAAAACAGAUUUCAAUGGAACUGGAAACGAUACAAGAACUAUUGAACAGAAAGCUAGUCUAUUGGAUAUUGAUGAAAAUACGAACGACAAUAUUCAAUAUAAAUAA
Molecule: messenger RNA, 1482 nt
Organism: Rotaria sp. Silwood1
Lineage: Eukaryota; Metazoa; Rotifera; Eurotatoria; Philodinida; Philodinidae
Source: the annotation of a GenBank genome assembly